AAGGAGGAAGAUGCCCUGAUUUCUUGACAAAAGAGAGAUAGGAGCAUGAAAACUCAGGAAAGAGUAUUUCCAAAUUCCCAUCACUAGAUCCUAUCAAAAAACUCUACCGAAAGAAUGCAAUUACUAUAAAAACAUGUCGGAAUAUCUAACGAUAAACCGCGUCCUAUUGGCGGCAAAAGAAGGAGACCUGGAGGGGCUGGAAACUCUUAGGAAUAACCAAGAGCUCGUGUCUGACAUUCGCGAUGUGUUUGGUGCCACAUGUAUACAUUAUGCAGCACGUGGUGGGCACGUAAAGGUUUUAAAAUUUUUGGUUGAAAAAUGUCGAAUAAAAGGUAACGCUCGUUCAUUUGUUCGAGCCACUCCCGCCCACGAUGCUGCAGUUAUGGGUAGAAUGAACUCCCUUGAGUGGCUUCUGAAGCACACCGAGUGUAAUGUGUGGGACAGAGACAACGAUGGCGCUACUGUCUUACAAGUAGCAGCUAGGUACGGACGGCGUAGUGUUGUGCGGUGGCUCUUGCGAGAAGGACGGAUGUCUGUUUUAGAGAGAACCAGUACGGGAGCAUUAGCUUUACACUACGCCAGCUCCAAAGGGUGUUUGGAGUGUGUUAAGCUUAUUGUGGAGACAUGCCCAGAACUAAG
Molecule: messenger RNA, 639 nt
Organism: Limulus polyphemus (Atlantic horseshoe crab)
Lineage: Eukaryota; Metazoa; Arthropoda; Merostomata; Xiphosura; Limulidae
Product: espin-like
Exons: 3
Molecular function (GO): protein binding
Source: RefSeq, a predicted model, not a curated record